This is a messenger RNA of Drosophila hydei, 1142 nucleotides long. RefSeq names its product nuclear pore complex protein Nup98-Nup96. The transcript is spliced from 2 exons. Lineage: Eukaryota; Metazoa; Arthropoda; Insecta; Diptera; Drosophilidae. The record is from RefSeq and is a predicted model, not a curated record. Bases 288 to 1037 code for a protein of 249 amino acids.
UGUUUUGUGUUUUGCGUGUUGACGCUUUUUUGCUUUGUUACAUGUGCCAGAAAUCGAUUAACGAAUGCUUAGACAACUAUUGAUUGGACAAAAUUUAAAUAUUAAUUAGCGGUUUUAUCACUUCGAACUGUCAGGGGGCGCCCCCUGGCGUUUGAAAAGUGAGAGUUUCAGUGGAAUAAACCGCAAUCGGCGCGCGCAGCUUCCUACAGUCGUCUACGCAGCGCCGUUGCGGUCGGACGUGCCUUUGAAAUAUUCAAAAGUUUUCACUGAAAACGUUUAAUAACGCAAUGAAUUUGUCAAUUUGUAUGCUAAUCUUUGCGGUCGUUUGCCUAGCGGCGACGUCAGCGGCGCCACAGCUGAGGCAACGCAACGAGAAGCAGGUUCUGGAGGAGUUGCCUCAAAAGGGCGCUACCAUCGAGGAGGUGGUGCUAGAGUCGAAUCUGCACAUCAGACCCAAGGCACGACAGAAUGUGAGACGCGUUCGAUCCCUGGUGGAUGAGACGCUUAAUCAAAUUUACGCUGCGCACAAGCGCGUGAAGCGUCAGGGACGCGGACGCGGACGCGGUGGAUUUGGUAGCAAUUCCCAAGUAGGCGCAGCUGCAGGCGGCGCUCAAAGUGGCGUCAAUGUGGGUGCUGAUCGCAAUGGCGGCAUUGCCGAUGCCAAUGUGCACUUCAACCCAUUCGGUCCCUUGGGCCCUAACGGCUACAACCAGGAACAAACGGCCUCAAAUGGUGCUGCGAAUAGCCACUUCAACAAUGGCUUCAAUUCCGGCUCAUCUGCGGCCAAUGCGCAGGCACAGGGCUUCCAAUCGCAAAGUAAUCUCGGCUCUUUCGGUGCCUCCUCCACCAGCACGGCUACCCAAUCGCAAAACUCAAAUCCAUUCGGCAACAGCAAUUCUGCCGGCGCCUCCCUUAGCCAAGUCUACAAGCUGCCCAACGGCCAGACCAUCAAUUUUGCUUCCACAAACAAUUUCGCCAAUAGCGGAUUUGGCAACACUGCCAGCAGCCAUGGCGGAGCUGUUUCUGUGACCGGUUAAUGGCAUUAAUAUUAUACAAGCUUUUGGAUAAAAAUGUGCAAUUGUGUAGACUCGAUUUGUAAUAAAAUUGUAUCUAAUUUCUACGCUUCUAACACGUCUGGCACU